AUGGAUAACGGAUGCCACUGUUCAGUUCACAGUGACAGGCACUUGAAUCCUAUCCUCUACAACAUCCUCAGCCAAAUGGAUAACACCAGCAAACCGACUCAAAACAACUUUGACUACAAUUCAAUACCUCACAGAUGCAACUGUGAGAUGCAACGGACAGUGUGCUUGAAAAGGCCGUUGGAGGUUUGCCAGGAAGCUUCAGCAGUCCUCGUUAAAACAGUCCAUUUCAUGAAGAAUUUACCUGCCUUUAACCAGCUUCCGUCAAACGACCAGUUCUCACUUCUUCAAAGCUGCUGGGCACCGCUCUUCAUUUUGGGUUUGGCCCAGGAGGGUGUGAACUUUGAGGUGACGGACAGCCCUGCAGACAGCAUGCUUAAGAAGAUCCUGUUGAACCGCCAGGAGAGCUGUGAGAUGGAGAGAGAGCAACCCACCAUCGCUGGAGUCAGCAAACUCAAGUCCUGCCUCAAAAAAUUUUGGAGCUUGGAUUUGAGCCCCAAGGAGUAUGCAUACCUCAAAGGGACUGUCAUAUUUAAUCCAGAUGUGCGAGAUUUAAAGGCGGCUCUGUUUGUUGAGGGGCUGCAGCAGGAAGCUCAACAUGCCCUGAGAGACGUCGUCCAGCUCCUUCACCCAGGGGACCAGGAGCGCUUCACACAAAUCCUGCUCACAGCCUCCAUGCUGCAGGCCAUCACGCCCAGCCUCAUCACUGAACUGUUCUUCCGGCCUGUGAUUGGUCAGGCUGAUCUGCUGGAGCUGCUGGUCGACAUGCUCUUCUGUAGGUAG
This is a messenger RNA of Myripristis murdjan (pinecone soldierfish), 780 nucleotides long. RefSeq names its product nuclear receptor subfamily 0, group B, member 2a (gene nr0b2a). Gene Ontology annotation, cellular component: cytoplasm; nucleus. Gene Ontology annotation, molecular function: transcription corepressor activity; transcription factor binding. Bases 1 to 780 code for a protein of 259 amino acids. NCBI's taxonomy places the organism in Eukaryota, Metazoa, Chordata, Actinopteri, Holocentriformes, Holocentridae. The transcript is spliced from 2 exons. The record is from RefSeq and is a predicted model, not a curated record. Gene Ontology annotation, biological process: negative regulation of transcription by RNA polymerase II; circadian rhythm.